AUGGCCUCCGCCUACCCCCCAUCGUCCGCCUCCUCCGCCCUCCCACACCGCAGCGCAGCCUUUAAAAGCCCCGUACCCACCUCGAAUGCGCCACAAGGUACUUUCCUCCCCGGAACGAAAGUCCAAGUCGGCAGCCACCGAGUCACAAUCGAGAAAUACCUCUCCGAAGGCGGCUUCGCCCAUGUCUACGUCGUGCGAGUGCCGCGGGAUGGCAACAAGCAUGAACUCGCCGUGCUGAAGCGGGUCGCUGUCCCGGACCGGGAGCAUUUGGCCAACAUGCGGACGGAGGUUGAAACGAUGAAGAAGGUCAAGGGACACAAGCACGUGGUUUUAUAUAUGGACUCGCAUGCGAGCCAGUUGAAGGGAGGGGGGUAUGAGGUCUUCUUGCUCAUGGAGUAUUGUGCCGGAGGUGGCUUGAUUGAUUUCAUGAACACGAGGCUACAACAUCGGUUGACGGAGCCGGAGAUCUUGAAGAUAUUUGGAGAUUGUGCUGAGGGGGUGGCUUGUAUGCAUUACUUGAAGCCUCCGUUGCUGCACCGCGAUUUGAAGGUGGAGAAUGUGCUUAUUGCCAAACAUGCGAGCUCUGGAUCGCCGGUGUACAAGAUUUGCGACUUUGGGAGUACGGCGCCGCCACGGCCGGCGGCGAAGACGCCAGAGGAGGGACGGCUGAUUGAGGAGGAUGUACAGAAACACACGACGAUGCAAUACCGAAGUCCGGAGAUGGUUGAUGUCUGGAGGAAGCAGCCGAUCGACGAGAAGUCGGAUAUCUGGGCGCUGGGGGUCUUGCUAUACAAGCUAUGCUACUACACGACGCCUUUCGAGGACCGGGGACAGAUGGCCAUCUUGAACGCGAGCUACAAAUACCCUCCACAGCCUGUCUUCUCGGAGAGACUGAAGAAGCUGAUAGCUUUGUUGUUGAAGGAGGACCCGAAGAACAGGCCCAAUAUCUACCAGGUCAUCAAGGAAGUGAGCAGCAUGCGCGGGACUGAGGUGCCGAUCAAGGACAUCUACGCCGGCCGGACGCAGUCAGAGGCGCGUAGGAAUGAAACUUUGCCUGGACCUGAGCCGCCUAUGUCUGUUGGGUUGCAGAAGGAGACACCGCAAGUCAAGGCGCAGAGCAUCCCAGACAUUGCACCUAUGAGACGAGGCAGGCCGAGUGCGCCGGCCACGCAAGCCGCAAAGGCCGCGUCUAAACCGAGUCCAUCACCUGCGAAGGGUGAUCCAUUUGCGGCAUUGGACUCGAAGAAUUAUGAAGUUCGAGCAGGAGCUGUGGAUGAGCUGUCCAAGCGAUUCCCUUCAGUGGAUGAAUUUGAUAUCGCCCACGACAAAGGCAGUCCGUUCCAGUUCUCGUCGAAGCCACCUGCACAACCCGCAGAUCUGAAGACACAAGCACUGAACGAGCGUGUUGCCAACGCUUUGGCCGACGAAGUUUUCAGCUCUACCAGCCCGAACCCUGCAGAUGUGCCCAAGUCGCAAUCAACCACACAGCUGCAGCCAAAAGCACUACCCCAAAAGUCUGCGAGCGUUAGCACGCGAGUGCGGGAGACCUCGCAACAGUCACCACUCAUGCACCAGCCGACCCCCAUCAAGCCUGCGAAGUAUACAUCAACUGGUGUUGGCUCUUCGCCACCAAACUCUGCCACCCAACGCCAAUUCCCGGAGAUCAGCAGCAAGCCUAUAUGGAAGGUGCCAGAUCAUCACCGUUCAUCAAGCCAGCCUCGAGCAUCAGACUCUGCGCAAGCUGCGGCCUCAUCGCUGAAGCCAAGUGCGCCUCCUACACAGCGGCCAGCACUGCUUGAUAUGCAUCGAUCAAAAUCGCAGACAGCUACCUUGACCGCAUCGAAGUCGCCAACCUCCUCUCGACCUUCGCUGGAAGGCCAUCGUCCAUCACAGAUGGAUCUUGGCGACGAAGGCCUGUCCCGCGCGAGAUCUGCGCAGUCGCGGCCACGUCCCACGAGCGUCUAUGUCAGUUCUAACUUGGACUACCUGCGGGACCAAGAAUCAUCGAAGAAGCGGCCUUCGAUGGAAGCGAGGCGGCAUAGCAGGCAAGGAUCUGUCACUCCCGCGAGGGAGGAGAAUGUGGUUGACGACAUGGAUUACCUCCGAAGUAACGAAGCAGAGGAGAAGAUCUCGAACCAUCGGAAGAUGAUUGGCGGUGGGCACAAGAAGCGUAGCAGUCUGGCUUCUAUAUCAGACGGCGCGAAGAGCAUGUUCGCCGGCAAGUUUGGCGACGCAUUCAAACGAUUCGAGCAUGUCGGUUCGCCUUCUGAGCAGCCUGCCGAGAAAGAGGUGAUGCAAGCCAACGACCUGCGACGGCCUGACGAAUAUGACCCGCCGAGAUUAUUGUCGCCUGUCCAAGGUUCAGAAGAUGCUCGAAGCAAAGCCUCGUACCCUUCAGACGUCGACUCCGACGCCCUCGACGAAACCGAGGACCUACCGCCCGACAUGCGACGAGAAAUGGAGCGCCGCCGCCUAAGCCAAGAAGAAAAGCGCGUAGCCGAAGCAGCAGCAGAGUACCGCGAGCGAGGUCCUGGCGCCGUACCCACCCGCGCCAGCACUAUCCAGAAACGUGUCCAAAGCUUACUCGACGAAGGCCGCCAAAGCCCCAUCCCCUCGAAACGCACCGCAGAAGGCUACGGCCGCUUCACCUCCACCUCCGAAGACGUCCCGGCCUCGACGUCACCAUCGAAAGCCGCUCCUCCGCCUCUCGCCAGGAAACCCAUGCCCAACACCGCAGGCUCCAAUAACCUGUAUCCCAAAACCCGACCACCGGCGUCAGACCCUCCAGCUCCCGUUCUGCCUAUCCCACCUGCCUCCGCGCCACCAACACAAACGCAGAUCUCGCCGUCGCAGCCUCAGCCUUUACGUGCAGUCUCCCGCCCUAGCGUACCGCCUAAAUCCUCCGCCCUUCGCACAGGAGGCGCAAAACCGCAAUGGCCGCCCCCUUCUUCUUCGUCGUCGUCGUCAGCACAGCAACAGACGGAGACGCCUGCGCCUGCGCCGCCCAAGCCGUCCGGAGCGCUCGCGGCGCUGUUGGCGAAGGAUUUGGAGGGGGUGCCUGAGUACCCUGGCCAAAACUCUAGUUCCGCGAACUUGACGAGGGGGGCCAGGGAGGAAGACGUGCCGGAUCUAAUGGACCUCAAAAGCGCGAGUGCGGCGGAAGAGGCGAGGGGGGAUGAGGAUGUGGAGGGCGAGUUUAGUAAGCGGUUCCCGAGUUUGAGCGGGAUUGAGAUGGUGGAGCGGGAGAUCGGUGGCUCCUCGAGCGGGGGUGGGAGGACGAUGAGGGAGAUUUAG
Saxophila tyrrhenica is the source of this 3294-nucleotide messenger RNA. It is a transcript of the gene AKL1, whose product is annotated as Ark- serine/threonine protein kinase. Gene Ontology annotation, biological process: actin cortical patch assembly; protein phosphorylation; actin filament organization. The record is from RefSeq and is a predicted model, not a curated record. NCBI's taxonomy places the organism in Eukaryota, Fungi, Ascomycota, Dothideomycetes, Mycosphaerellales, Extremaceae. Gene Ontology annotation, cellular component: cytoplasm. Gene Ontology annotation, molecular function: protein serine/threonine kinase activity; ATP binding. The transcript has a single exon. The coding region runs from base 1 to 3294 and encodes 1097 amino acids.